UAGAAAAUAUAAAACAAUUGAUUUCCUUUACAGAUGAGGUGAUGUCGAUGGAUCAAAGUCUGCUCAGAAUUAUCCUGGAGAACCACAUCUUGAAGAGUAAGGUCGUCUUGGGACAGCUGUUUAACGGUCAGCAGCUGGAAACUAUUGGAGGAAGAUUUCUGAGGGUCUUCAUCUAUCGCUCGGCUGUGUGCAUUGAGAAUGCGUGUCUAAUAAGAGGCAGUAAAGAAGGAAGCAACGGGGCCCUUCAUCUCAUGAGAACUCUGUUGAAACCAGCGGAAAACACUAUGUUUCAGAUUCUGACAGAAAACGGAGGGUUCAAGAUCUUUUUGUCUCUAAUGGAAGAUGCUGGCUUAACCGACCUGCUGAAACAGGAGGGAGACUUUACUCUGUUUGCCCCAAGCGACAAAGCUUUUGCUGGCUUGAGCAGCAGUGAUUUGUCCUUGUUAAGGAGUGAUACCGAUGCUCUCAGAACCAUCCUUUUGUAUCACAUCAAUAAUGGUAUCUUCAUUGGUGGUGGUUUGGAGUCUGGGGUGACAAACCUUCUGAAGUCCCUUCAGGGCAGCAACCUCAGAGUGAUGUUUGCAAACAGCUCAAUGCAAGUGAACUCUGUCCUAGUCCCUGAAUCUGAUAUCAUGGCCACAAAUGGAGUCGUUCACUUUGUCAACCAAGUCUUGUAUCCUGCAGAUAUCCCUGUUGGCAACCAGGAUUGGCUCAUGCUAUUGAAGAGGCUCAUCAGUUACAUGCAAAUCAAGUACAUCUCAGGAUUCAGAUAUCAGGAAAUCCCCCUUACAUUUAUGAAGAGGACCGUGACUCGUGUCAUCCAAGAAGUUCCUGAUGAAAGGAAAGUUACAAGGAUUAUCCAAGGGGAGCCCACUAUCACCAAGGUUACCAGGGUAAUUGAAGGUCAACCGUCCAUCACCAAAGUCACAAGGGUCAUUGAAGGUCAACCGUCCAUCACCAAGGUCACCAGGGUCAUUGAAGCUCAACCGUCCAUCACCAAGGUCACCAGGGUCAUUGAAGGUCAACCGUCCAUCACCAAGGUCACCAGGGUCAUUGAAGGUCAACCGUCCAUCACCAAGGUUACCAGGGUCAUUGAAGGCUCUCAGUUCUCAAGCAGCUAUGGCACCACCAACAUAGCCCUGGAAGGAACUGACAUUUCAGGUCUUGCCAACACUGAAGAGGAUAGUGAUAGACUAGCCAGGAUUAUCCAAGCAGGCAGGACAAGAAAAACUGGUUCUCGGAGAGUUCUAGAUGGCACCAGGAGGAGAGCAAGAGACUGAGCAUGAACGAAUGAGAACGUCGACGUUGUAGAAGAAGAAAGAGACACCAAACCAAGAGGUUGAGAUUGUUGUUUUAAUACAGGUGAAACACUUAAAAUGCCCGUGAUUUGAAAUAUACUGUAGAAGGUAUAAUUGCCAAAAACAAACCUUUUCUCGUAAACAAUGUAAUGGUGCAUUGAAUGUAUAUCUAUUUUGAGUGUGCUAUGUCUAAUAAAAAGUUCAGGAUAUGUAAGUGUGUGUUAAAUGUUGGCAUUGCUUUAGGGGUAAAAAGCGAAUUAAGAUAACAAUACGAAUGUUUUACAUCCAAGCCAUUAGAGUAGCUAUAAAAAACAUUUCAGUUCUAAACCUCUCUGUUUCUUUGCCAGAGGAGACGGUCAAAGCAAGUUGAUUUUACUAGCUGUUUGGGAAGAUUUAUAAAUGUCAGCAGAAAUGAUGUUGUGUCUCAGAUUAAAACUGUUACAUUCAUUGUUUUGUUCCUGAAGUUGGAAGUUGUUUAAGGUUUCAUGUAAAUGUUGUCUAUGCUUGUAUCAUUAGGAUCAAUCUAUUCAGCUGCAGAGUUUUUUCUUUCCUAUUUUUUAAACAUUUUCCAAUAAAAUGCUUUCUUUUAUAUGAAUAUGACGAUUUGAAAGUUGUAUUAGAAGAGAUUGUUGUUUGGAGUCAUUUCGAAUGUACUUGGAUGCCCAACAAUAGUUCAGAAAAGAGAAUCUAAAGUAUACAAUCUCAAUAACAUGUCUACAUUUUCCAAAUAAAAAUUCCUUAAAUUAGACGCUAA
Notothenia coriiceps (black rockcod) is the source of this 2052-nucleotide messenger RNA. Its product is annotated as periostin-like. The coding region runs from base 42 to 1280 and encodes 412 amino acids. Gene Ontology annotation, molecular function: cell adhesion molecule binding. The record is from RefSeq and is a predicted model, not a curated record. Lineage: Eukaryota; Metazoa; Chordata; Actinopteri; Perciformes; Nototheniidae. Gene Ontology annotation, cellular component: extracellular matrix. Gene Ontology annotation, biological process: extracellular matrix organization; cell adhesion. The transcript has 13 exons.